This is a messenger RNA of Rhizophagus irregularis DAOM 181602=DAOM 197198, 910 nucleotides long. Lineage: Eukaryota; Fungi; Glomeromycota; Glomeromycetes; Glomerales; Glomeraceae. The record is from RefSeq and is a predicted model, not a curated record.
UUUUUAUCUGUUUAUACAAUGACAAAUUAAAAAUUGUGGACAGAGAACUUGAGGAGGUAUUUCCGGUACAAAAUGAAAUGUAUUGGCAAUCGUGGGAGAUUUUUGUAGCAAAUUAUGAUGCAUUCCGUACAAAUCUGCUAAUAAAACGUGGAAAGAAAUCAGCGCGUCUGGGUGAGUUGUAUCGUGGCGCUCAUGGGACUCAAACAACUUUGAAUAUUGAAGUGGAAUUGAAGGAACUUACUGUUUGCUAUGCAAAAGAACAAUUACCAUGUGUGAAACCAAUGGAUAAAGAAUUAAAUUCUAUUGGUGCAUCUUCUGAAGCAUUCGUCAUCAGGGCAAUAGUCCAAAACAACAACUUAUAUUACCUCUCAGGCACUGCUGAAAGUCUUAAAAAAGAACACAUUAAGAAUCUUGAGGGAACCACAGGAGAGCUUCACAAAAUCCUUUCCCAAUGCCAACACAUAACAAUUGCUUUUACAAUACAACCAUUUGAUGACACAAUUUUAACAAAUAAUUGCCUCAUUAUUAUGAAAAGCAAUUUUAAGGAGUAUUUUGGUCCUACAUUUGCAUCGCGUGCCACGUUUUACAUGACAAAGGAUAUCAAUCAUGGAUCUAUUGAGAAUUACGAAGAGAAUAGCUCUAGAAAGAAAGUCAAACUUGACUUCUCAGUGUGUGAAAGAAGUUUGUAAAUUGUAUCUGCUAUUGCAUCCCAUCCAAAAAGGAUAAUUAAAAUUCCUGCCAAAGAUAGAAACAUUAAAAUUCAUUAACUUCUGUUAUAAUAUUCUUCAAGAAUUUCAUAAAAAGUCUCAUUUCAUAAAUAUGAUGAAAAGGAAAUUUCAAAUAAAAUUAUAAAAAAUCCAAUGAAUUUACAGUAGGCGAUCAAAAAUAUACGGACACCUCUCAAAUUAAA